Prunus armeniaca (apricot) is the source of this 1701-nucleotide messenger RNA. The record is from the annotation of a GenBank genome assembly. NCBI's taxonomy places the organism in Eukaryota, Viridiplantae, Streptophyta, Magnoliopsida, Rosales, Rosaceae.
AUGAGAGCUGCGUAUAGGACUUGGCUGCCCAGCCACUUGUUUACACAAAAUUCAACUACUAGGAUAUUUCUAGCAUUCAUUGGACACGGCAAUAUCCUGAAGCUGCUAGGCAAGGUUGUGCUUUCUACCUCCGACGAUGAAUGGUUUUCCAGCAAAGUUUAUGCUGGUUAUUGCAGCACUAGUGUUGCUUCUCAUGGGGGAGUUCCAAGCAACAUGUGCUUUUCUUCGCGGAACAGUAUGAGUCAAGGCGAUCACGUGUGGAGCACGGACAUGUUGGAAGUCAGCGGCAGACGGGUAGGGGAGGUUGGCGACGGUCCGCUCAUUCCCCUCACCUACUGUGAUGAUGAUGCCAUCAGAAAGAAGCUCGUCCUCGACCCGGACAUGAUGAAGGUUCGGCAGGCUUUGAGCAUCCCUGCCAAGCUUCGUGAAUGGCGCUGGCUGUUGAGCGAACAUCAGAAGAAAGUCGGUGGCCUGCCCCCUGCUGAAGAUAUUGAAAGAUGGAAGAUGAGUCAUCGACCGAGUCCCCCGAGGAUAGAAAGGCGUGCAGUGGACCCGCCCGUGACGGAGCUGCAGUUUCUCGAUCAAUGGAUACGUCUCUGCAGCGGGGCAGCCGAGAUCUUCUCUUGCCGCGAACAAGUCUUCCUCACAGGAGGCCUCGUCUGCCGGGAUCAAACGCCUCGUCAGCGCGAACAGCAGGAAGGCCAACGGCAUGCAGGAAGUUCGGGAUAUGUUGUUCAAGUCGCCAACUGUAUUGCCCAAAACUGUGAUCUGCCUUGUAAGGAGGCCGUUGAGAAGCAAGGUUCGGGGCGUCUGCGUCGGUCUGGGGACCAAAUUGAGAGGACUGUACCUCUGCCCAGCCACCAUGACUCGUCUGCAGGACCACGAACAAUCAAGCGCGGAGCUGACUCGAUGUUGCAAGCUGCAAGCAAGAAAGCUAAAGAGUCGUCUGCUCGAGCAAAGAGUCCUCCAGUCGCGCGAACUGCUGGUUUGGGGAUUGGUGAUAACUCUGUUGGGGGUGAGCCUGUGUCUGAUCUGCUGAAAACGGGCUUUCUAUCAAGUCCAUCUGCUUGUGCUAAGCUAGCUAACCAUGUGUAUCGAGCUGCUGAUCUUUGUGCCUUCUCGAGCCUUCCCUUGGAUAAACAAGAAGAAGCUGCCCUGUAUCAUCUUCAAAAAGGGAUGGUUUUUGCUGUUGGGGCUAUGCAGAACUCGCAUGAUGUUGCCCUCUCUUCUGCCCUGCUUGACGAGCUGGUGAAGAAGAAUGCUGACCUGACUGACAAGCUCUCGAACGAGCGGAUUCGCCAUGACGCGAGGAUUUCCGAGAUGAAGGAGAGUAUGUCCGCACUUAAGAGUUCUGUUGGCCAAAAAGAUGACGAAGUCAAGUCUCUUAUGGCUACCCUGCUCGAACGCAAGGAAGCCUACUUUAGCCUCGAACGCAAGCACGCUGCUCUGGCCCAAGAUCGUGAUAGGCUGCUGGUCAGGUUUGACAACCAUGUGGAAGCCACGGAGGCGUCCAAACAUGAGAUUGCUGCUAAUGCGUACAAGGUGGGAUACCUGGACUGCCAGAACGGCGCUCUUCCUUGCUGUCCUCUCGAACAUGAAGACGAAGCAGUUGAAGAGCAGAUAGCAGAUGAAGCUGCAAUGGAGGAAGACAACUCUCAAGGUGGCGUAGCUGAUAAGGCUAGACCAUAUGCGAAUGAGUAG